AUGGACAGUCGGGGAAAGCGUAAAGCGGACGACGCUGGCGGCAGUGCUCAAAGGAUUACCCGGAUUAGGCUUGAUCCCGGCCGUGACGUCAGCGCGAGCGCCAGUGGUAGCGGAGAGCCGGAAGGGGCCGGGAUGACCGUCCAGGCGACCGUGGCUUCGAGCACCACCGACGGCGUCCACCCAGCAAAUUCGCGCCAAAUCCCGCCGCGGCUGCCGCCGGCCCAUCUGCCCGUGGCCGACGCGCAUCUGACACUCGGCGCUUUGCUGGCGCUUCUUCGGCAGGAUUUCAUUCCCUCCUCAACGGAAAUGGCAUUGUAUCUGAAGGUGAUGAAAUGGCUCCGCGUGGACUAUCCAACGCGUUGGACUGCGGAAAACUUCCGGGUGGUCCUGGCGGAGCUGCGGCGGGAUCUAAUUCCCGACAUGCUGCCACUGGCCCUCCUCACGGCCACCGGACCGCUGCGCGACGUUUUACUGGAGCUGCAGGCGCGCCUCUUCCUACCAGACGCCAUCCGGUACACCGCAGCGCCACGGGAACGCCAUUUCAUCGAAGUGGCCUGCCUGUUCUACACCGAUCGCCACCAGACCAGUCUCCGCCUGUACGACGCGCACCACAACACACUGCACCGCGUCCCGCUGCCGGUGGAACUGCAGACGUGGAAUGUCGCGAAGAUGAUGGGCCCGGUGGUGGACAACCGGGUGUGGUUCCGUGUCGAGCACGGCAAGGAGCGUCGAGCGUACGCCUUGACGAUGAAGAUGAAUGAGGAUGCUGGUGGUGAUCCCAUGACGACGGAGAUUGAGGGCAUGUUCAAGGGGAAACUGACGGAAGCGGCCUCGCCGCUGGUCAGCCUCAACGGCCUGGUCUACGGCUGGAGAACCAACGCGGAUUCAUACACGUUUAAUCCCGACGCACGCCUCUUCGGGUAUGAUGUUCGCAAUCCCAACUGCCUUCGGAAAGAAGCGGCAUCUGACGUGUGGAACAACCGGUAUGUCAUCAUCCUGGGCGGGUAUCCGGCCACCGGCGAAAUGUACGACGCCGUGACGAACCUGUGGAGUGAGAUGCCGGCGAUGCUGCAUCCGCGCUGCAGCUUUGCCGCCAAAGUCCUCAACGGCUACCUGUACGUGACGGGCGGAGUGGGUCCCGAGUCGGCCGUCCUUCGCAGCUGCGAUCGGCUGCAGCUGGGCGUGGCCGGGGCACAGUGGCAGCCAGUGCCCAAUCUGGUCGUGCCGCGCUACGGACACUGCAUGUUCGCCUUGAAUGACCAGCUGUUCGUGUGCGGGGGAUCCAGCCGCCUCGGGGUGCCGCUGCCCAACUGGGAGAAGUACGACGUCGCGGCGAAUCGUUGGAGUAUUGUGCACCCGCUGGAGGAUCCCCAGGCUGCUUCCUCCCCGGUGUCGGCCUGUGUGACGCUCACCGUCCACCACAAAAUGCUGCGACGUUGA
Messenger RNA from Paramacrobiotus metropolitanus, 1440 nucleotides. RefSeq lists its product as uncharacterized. Gene Ontology annotation, molecular function: protein binding. The record is from RefSeq and is a predicted model, not a curated record. NCBI's taxonomy places the organism in Eukaryota, Metazoa, Tardigrada, Eutardigrada, Parachela, Macrobiotidae. The coding region runs from base 1 to 1440 and encodes 479 amino acids. The transcript is spliced from 3 exons.